Messenger RNA from Lotus japonicus, 2978 nucleotides. RefSeq names its product probable transmembrane GTPase FZO-like, chloroplastic. Gene Ontology annotation, molecular function: GTP binding. The record is from RefSeq and is a predicted model, not a curated record. Gene Ontology annotation, cellular component: chloroplast membrane. The transcript has 11 exons. NCBI's taxonomy places the organism in Eukaryota, Viridiplantae, Streptophyta, Magnoliopsida, Fabales, Fabaceae. Gene Ontology annotation, biological process: thylakoid membrane organization. Bases 135 to 2915 code for a protein of 926 amino acids.
CAAAGAAAGAAAGGAUAACGACUCUCAUCUCAUCUCAUUCCACUGAACGAGCCUCAUUCAUUCCUACACGAUAACGCAAUCUUCUCUCUCUCUCUCUCUACACAUUCACCUUCUUCUUCUUCACACUCCAAUCCAUGGUACCUUGCUCUGUAACAACCCCUUCUUCUUCCUCCUCCUCCUCGCUCUCACUGGUUGCCGCUGCAAUCAUCCCACGCCACACCACCUUCUCUCGCUUCCCCCUCCGCCCUCUCAACUCCAAUGCCUCCCUCCGCCUCAUCCCCCACCGCCUCCGUCGAACUCUCCAGGUCCAGGCACAGGCUCAAUCUCAGCCCAGGACGCUCUUCCCAGGCGGGUUCAAGCGCCCCGAAGUCAAGGUCCCGACCCUGAUCCUUCAGCUGGACCCCGACGAGGUUCUGAGCGGCGGCGACGCUGCACUGGACAUGAUUGACAAGGCCGUGUCCAGGUGGGUUGGGAUUGUGGUCCUUGCUAGCAAUGAUGCCAGUGGUGGCAGGCUCUAUGAAGCUGCUUGUGUGUUGAAGUCGCUUGUUCGGGACCGUGCUUACUUGUUGGUUGCUGAGCGGGUUGAUAUCGCCGCCGCCGCCGAAGCUAGCGGCGUUUUGCUGUCCGAUCAAGGUCUUCCUAUUGUUGUUGCAAGGAAUACAAUGCUGGGUUCCAAAGCUGAAUUGGUGGUUCUUCCAUUGGUGGGUAGGGUUGUCCAAACCAUAGAUGCUGCAGUGAAUGCAACUAAAUCUGAAGGUGCUGAUUUUCUUAUAUAUGGAGGUGGUGAUCUGGAUCUUCUUACUCAGGAUGUUGGUUCUGUAUGUGAGAAUGUAAAGAUACCUAUUUUCGUCUCAUGUCCGUUGCAGGGCAAAAAUAUGUCUUAUGAUGAGGCAUCAUGUUUACUCACUUCUGGUGCUAGUGGUUUUGUUACCAGUUUGGAAAUUUUUGGGUUGUUUGAUGGUGAUUUCCUGCACAAAUUAUUUGACACUGGGUAUGCAAUUGAUGAGAGAGUACCAGAUGAUAAUGUCAGUGAUACUAGUGAGAAUAAAAUAUUGAACAUGAGUAAUGGUUUCCAGACCAAAACAGAGGUUGUGGCAGGAUUUGUUAAACUGGAGGAUAGAGAGAAACAGUUAAUAGAAACCGAGAGAUUGGUGUUGAGUGAAGCUAUACAAGUUAUCAAGAAAGCUGCACCUCUGAUGGAGGAGGUUUCACUUCUUGAUGACGCAGUUUCUCAAAUUGAUGAGCCCUUCUUACUGGUUAUAGUGGGGGAAUUCAACUCUGGUAAAUCUACUGUAAUCAAUGCACUUCUUGGAGAACGAUAUCUUAAAGAUGGGGUUGUUCCAACAACUAAUGAGAUCACGUUUUUACGAUAUACUGACCUAGAUAUCGAAAAACAACGUUGUGAAAGGUUUCCAGACGGUCAAUAUAUUUGCUACCUUCCUGCUCCAAUUCUAAAAGAGAUGACCAUUGUUGAUACACCAGGAACUAAUGUGAUUCUACAGAGGCAGCAGCGUCUUACGGAGGAAUUUGUACCCCGUGCAGAUUUACUUCUUUUUGUUAUUUCAGCCGAUCGCCCUUUAACUGGAAGUGAGGUUGCUUUUCUUCGUUAUUCACAGCAGUGGAAGAAGAAAGUGGUCUUUGUUUUGAACAAAGCUGACAUAUAUCGGAAUAAUCAUGAGCUUGAGGAAGCAGUGUCCUUCAUUAAGGACAAUAUUCAGAGAUUGCUGAAUACAGAAGAUGUGAUAUUGUAUCCUGUAUCUGCUCGGUCUGCUCUUGAAGCAAAACUUAUUGCUACCACUAAUGUUGGGAAACUUAAUGAAGAAUUAUCUGUCCCUGGUUCUCAUUAUAGUGCCGGAAGUUUCGAUGACCUUGAAAAGUUCUUGUAUAGCUUUCUAGAUGGGUCGACAAUGCCAGGAAUGGACAGAAUGAGGCUCAAACUAGAAACACCUGUUGGAAUUGCAGAUAGACUAAUUUCUGCAUGUCAAACUCUUGUGACACAAGACUAUCGAUAUGCCAAGCAGGAUUUGGCUGCUGUGAAUGACAUUGUUAAUGGUGUAAAUGAUUUUGCGUUGAGUAUGGAAACUGAGAGCCUUUCUUGGAGGAGACAAAUUCUAUCUUUGAUUGAAACUACAAAGUUGCGUGCUGUGGAGCUUGUAAAGGCUACAUUGCAAUUGUCAAAUCUUGAUAUCAUUACUUCAUAUGUUUUCAAAGGAGAGAACCAAGCGAUGCCUGCUACCUCAAAAAUUCAAAAUGACAUAAUUAGUCCUGCCCUUUCUGCUGUUCAGAAAUUACUUCAAGAAUACGAGAACUGGUUACGAUCCAAAAACACUGAACAAGGGAGACUAUACAAGGAAUCUUUUGAAAAACGAUGGCCUUUGUUGAUCAAUGAAAACAGUCAGAUGAAUUUUGAGACAUUUGAGUUGCUAAAGAAAGAGGAUCAAGCUGGCUGUCAGGUGAUUGAAACUUUCAGCAGUAGUGCAGCUUCAAAGUCAUUUGAGCAAGAAGUCCGUCAGAUGAUUUUAGGGACACUCAGUCAACUAGGAGUGGCUGGUUUAUCGGCUUCACUACUGACAUCUGUACUGCAAACCACAAUGGAAGAUCUUCUUGCUCUUGGUAUUUGUUCUGCUGGCGGGUAUUUAGCUAUAUCAAAUUUCCCAAGUCGUAGGCAGAGAGUGAUAGAUAAGGUGAAAAGAAAAGCAGACACCUUAGCAUAUGAACUUGAAGAGGCCAUGAAGAGGGAUUUGACUGAAGCAAUGGCAGAUUUGGAUACCUUCGUGAAAGUCCUUGGCAAACCUUACCAAGAUGAGGCGCAGAAUAAACUUAACAAGCUAGUUGAGAUUCAAGAAGAACUAUCAAAUGUUGAAAAAAAACUUAGAACACUACAAAUUGAUAUUCAAAAUCUUCACGUGUCGUGACUUAUUUGAACCAUUUUGUUGUCAAUAAUUCAAAAUAAAUCCAUCCCUUUUUAAACGUUACAA